ACCGGACACGGAACGAACCCCGACACAGUCCCGAAAAGCCAAAAAACAGCCUAAUCACUUGCGUUCGGAGUAUGUGUUUGCGCCCAUUACGCAUCCUAGCACUCCUCCCUUUCUCUCUCUUCUUUCUCUCUCUAUCUGCCAUUGAAACAUUGGAUUGAAGCUAUCUACUAUCUCCUUUUAUCUUUUGUGAAAUAUUGGUUUUUCAAAACGCAUAAUUCAAUGUGAUCUCUUUAUAGAUCAAUCAAAGAUUGUGAAUCUCACUGUCAUCGUUAUAGGCCAUGAACUUAUAAUCAUCAUAAAAUUAAAACACCUCACGAUUCAAAGAUAAAGACACAACGGAGAGGUGUGUGUACGCAUAUACACACACACACACAUACACAUACACAGAGAAAUGCCAAGCGUUGCUGUGAAGCUGUACAGCGUCUUCUUCAAAUUUCUUCUCAAACACCGUCUACAGAAUCGAAUCCAGAGCCCUCGCGAUGAGACCAACCACCCCUUCGGAAUCACGUCGCGGCCCGAAGAGUCAGUCGCCGCCGCCAACCCUUCCUUCACCGACGGUGUCGCCACCAAGGACAUCCACAUAGACCCCAACACCUCUAUCUCCAUCCGAAUCUUCCUCCCCGACACCUGUUUAGUCUCGCCAGUUUCAGAUUCUAAGUCAGAAUCGAAAUCUAGGGCUAGGGCUAUACCCAGAAAGCCCGAUCUUGAAGUGGGCUCUGCUCCUAACGAUCCGAAUCACGCACUUCUCCGUCGUAACAGCUAUGGGUCGUCUGGGACCGCCAUUGAAGUGGCGCAUACGGACGAUCGAAGAAGAAAUAGUUAUGGUUGUAGUAAUGACGAUUUGAAUGUGAAAUCCGAGAGUGGUGUUUACAGGGGUUAUUCUCCAUUGGUCGACAAUUGUCGGAAACUGCCGGUGAUGCUGCAAUUUCACGGCGGUGGGUUUGUGAGUGGGAGCAGCGAUUCGGUGGCGAACGAUUUCUUUUGCCGGCGAAUAGCGAAGUUGUGUGAUGUGAUUGUGUUGGCUGUUGGGUAUAGGCUUGCGCCGGAAAAACGGUAUCCUGCAGCAUUUGAGGAUGGGUUGAAGGUGUUGUAUUGGUUGACGAAGCAGGCCAAUUUGGCUGAAUGUAGCAAGUCAUUGGGGAAUAAGCGGGGCGGUGGAGCCGAUAUGAGGAAAUCGGUUUCAGAUGCGUUUGGGGCCUCCAUGGUGGAGCCCUGGUUGGCUGCGCAUGGAGAUCCAUCCAGAUGUGUUCUUCUUGGGGUGAGCUGUGGUGCAAACAUUGCAGAUUAUGUGGCCCGGAAAGCGGUAGAGGCUGGCAAGCGUCUGGAUCCAGUCAGGUUGGUGGCACAGGUGUUGAUGUAUCCAUUCUUCAUUGGAAGUGUUCCUACACAAUCGGAGAUAAAAUUGGCAAACUCCUACUUCUAUGACAAGGCUAUGUGCAUACUUGCAUGGAAACUCUUUUUACCUGAGGAGGAGUUCAGCCUGGACCACCCUGCUGCCAACCCCCUUGUCCCUGGUAGAGGGCCACCAUUGAAGCUCAUGCCUCCUACACUAACAGUUGUAGCAGAGCACGAUUGGAUGAGAGACCGGGCCAUUGCUUACUCAGAGGAGCUCCGGAAGGUAAAUGUUGAUGCACCUGUUCUCGAGUACAAGGAUGCAGUUCAUGAAUUUGCAACCCUUGACAUGCUCCUUAAGUCCCCUCAGGCCCAGGCUUGCGCAGAGGACAUUGCUAUCUGGGUUAAGAAGUACAUCUCACUUCGAGGACAUGAGUUCUCUUAUUAAGCAAGAGAUAGUGAAUGUAGAAACACUUGCAGCAGGCAUGGCAUUAUACGUUUUGUGAUCUAUUAUUAUAUGAUGAUCGAACAAGGGACUAUCAGGUUGCCAUCUAUUAUAUGGCUCCUUUAGCUUCUGGGUUGCUCUUCCUAUGCUGUUAUGUUAUUCUUGUAAGAUAGAGAGAACUCAUCCGAGAGUAGGAUUUAGUUGAAUGAUGAGAUGUAUUCACCCGCAGUUAGAGUAGCGUUGAGUUGUUCUUCUUGGCAUAUUUUGCCCUUGUACUAUUUUUCAUGCAGAGAAUGUAAUUGAAUGAAAUAUGUUCCAGCCGGUACUUUUUUA
Molecule: messenger RNA, 2110 nt
Organism: Cornus florida
Lineage: Eukaryota; Viridiplantae; Streptophyta; Magnoliopsida; Cornales; Cornaceae
Product: probable carboxylesterase 11
Exons: 2
Coding region: 392-1780 (462 amino acids)
Molecular function (GO): hydrolase activity
Source: RefSeq, a predicted model, not a curated record